CCGGGACUCGGCGAGGUCAGUACAAUCCAAAUUGAAUCCAAUUGAUAAAAAAAAUGCAACGAAAGUCGGUCACGCUUUCGAUUGAUUCCGCCUGAGUCGACAAUAACAAAGAACCCGUUUAAAUUGGUUCGGAGCCCUCCUCGCAUCGUUAUCAUCAUCGGAACGAACGGCAACAACACCGCAGGUAGAAUCCCUUGAAAUCUGCUCGGGUGUUAAAAACAGAGUCAAGCUUAAAUUUGUUGAUAAAAUUUUCGUGUAUAAAGAAGAGAACCCAAACUACACAAAUAUUCUGUAAGAGACCGUUGAUCGGUGCGCUUGUAGUUUAAUCAUACGCGGUGGGUUGGACGUGAAGUGGAAUUAUCCAUUGAUUAGACUUGAUUUGCUUCACUCGAUAGUUAGCUGAGAUGGCGAAGGUCAUGACAGUACGUGGUCCUGUGGAUCCUGAAACUCUUGGAUUCACAUUGACGCAUGAGCAUUUGUCGUUGGAUUUUCAUCAUUUUUAUGUUGCGCCCCCUCCCGGCCUGGAGUUGUACGUGAAUAAGAAGAUCACAUUGCAAAACGUAGGAUAUGUUCGUCAGUAUCCCUAUAGUUCGGCAUAUAAUGUCAAUUUCGAAGAUGAUGAGACACAUGAUGCUGUGCUGAAAGACGUGAUGCAGUACAAAGCUUGUGGUGGAGGUGCGAUUGUUGAGAAUACCUCACAUGGCAUCAACCGCAAUUUGAAGCUGUUGUAUAAUGUUUCCGAGGCAUGUAACGUGCACAUCGUUGCCGGAACUGGACAUUACGUCCAGGCGGUACAACCAGAUUCGGUGACCCACAUGACCAUAGAAGAGAUGGGAGACCUCUACACAAAGGAAAUUUUGUUUGGAACGCAAGUUGAUACCAAUGCUCAUGAAUUAGUCAUGGUCAAGUGUGGAAUGAUUGGCGAGGUUGGUAGCUCAUGGCCAAUCACAUCAUUUGAGAAGAAAGCCAUACAAGCAACAGCGGAGACUCAGAGUGUGCUAAACUGUCCUGUAACUUUCCACCCUGGUCGGGAUAAGGAUGCACCGGCUGAGAUAAUGCGUUUGUACUUGGAAGCAGGUGGCAGAGCAGACAAAUGUGUUAUGUCGCAUUUAGAUCGUACUAUUCUGGAUCACGGCGAUCUGCUGGAAUUCGCCAAGUUGGGAACAUACUGUCAGUUUGACCUGUUUGGCACGGAAUGUUCUUACUAUCAGCUGAACAAUACCGGGUACAUGCCGUCCGAUGAGCAACGUAUUCAAAGCGUCGAGAUGAUGAUCAGAGAAGGAUACGAAGAGCGUGUCCUGAUGUCACAUGAUAUUCACACGAAGCAUCGAUUGACUCACUUCGGUGGACAUGGCUAUUCGCAUAUACUGAACAACAUUCUGAUGCGCUUAUCUUUGAGGGGAAUCGAUAUCAAAACCGUCGACAACAUUACAAUUAAGAACCCGGCAAAGUGGCUGGAAAUGAAGGUUUGAGAAGGUAGAUGAACACCAACAGCAGUAUAAUCGUUUAUUUGCGUGUCAAUGAACCGGAUAUAGUUCUGUUACAUCAUUAGAAGUGUCAUGUAGUGUAAGAGAGUUUUAAUGUUACAUAGAAGACUACCUUCUAAGAUAAGUGAAACUAGCUUUGAUAAAUCAUUAUCUCUAUAAAUAAUGUUGGCUUAAAGAAGUAACCAUACUCAUCCGUAUAAAUCUGGAAAAUGCUAUAUGUUUAGGGUUCUUUUUAUUUAAUUUAUGCCUUUAAGGUGGAUAGAAAAUUACGUUUAAUAAACACUAAUAAAACCA
Messenger RNA from Aedes albopictus (Asian tiger mosquito), 1781 nucleotides. Its product is annotated as phosphotriesterase-related protein. Gene Ontology annotation, biological process: catabolic process. Bases 405 to 1472 code for a protein of 355 amino acids. Lineage: Eukaryota; Metazoa; Arthropoda; Insecta; Diptera; Culicidae. The record is from RefSeq and is a predicted model, not a curated record. Gene Ontology annotation, molecular function: hydrolase activity, acting on ester bonds; zinc ion binding. The transcript has 6 exons.